ACGCAACAGAGACAAGCCACCACCAUCGUCUCGUUUCGUUUCGUGAUGCCAACCACCUGCCGGCCCCUUUUCCAUUGGAGAUACUUUUCCAGCAUCAGCUCUGGCAAUGGCCCGGUGGACAUGGUUCACGGCGCACCAGGCUCCGCCGUCGGUGGACGGUGGACCGUGGACGUGCCCUCGCCAAUUCCUCCUCGUGCCGACACCGGAGAAGAAGAGUGCCUCGUGCCGUGCGCUAUUGGCGCACGGCGGACGUGGCGGAGCGCGCCUACCCUGCUGGCCUACACCUCGCCAGAGUCAACUAGCCAAACGCACACGUUUGCGUCAACGAACAGGAGCUGCGAGAUUUUCCGACCUAACCUUGCGGACUCCGCCACCACCUCCCUCCCUUUUAGGGUCGUCGUCGUCGACGGAUUGCACGUCUCCUCCUCCGCGUGUCCAUCAAAUUUCUCACCACACCCAUUCCGGUCCCGGCAGAUCGAUCGAUCGCGCAACCAUGGACACGGACACGACGUCCACCGACUCCCAGUUCCGGCACCCUGCUCCUGCCAUCUCCGCGGCCGGAGCGCGCGCCGUCGUAUGCUCAUUGGCCGCUCGGGGCGCCGAGAGCCUCGCCCGCGGCCUCGUCACCUGCGUCUUCGCGACAGUGGGCACGGUCCUCGGCGCGAUCACCGGCGGGCUGAUCGGGCUGGCCACGGAGACGGGCGUGCUGCGCGGCACGGGCGUCGGCGGCAUCACGGGCGCGCUGGUGUCCAUGGAGGUCGUCGAGUCGUCCCUCGCCUUGUGGCGCUCCGACGAGCCGGCCAUCUGGAGCGUCGUCUACGUGCUCGAUGUGAUCUGGAGCUUGCUGACCGGCCGUCUCGUGCGCGAGAAGGUGGACCCCGCCGUGCUCAACGCCGUCGAGAGCCAGAUGAGCGCAGCGGAGGCAACGGUCUUGCAUGGAGACCACGCCGACAUCUUCGGCAUGGGUGGCACCAACGGCAUGGCGAGGGUCGCCAUCGAUGCGCUCCCCGUGGUGAGGUUCACCGAGCGCAGCAGCGUCGACGCCAGCGGCGACCUCAUCGCCUGCUCGGUUUGCCUCCAGGUACUGUUAGCUGCUACUACUGCCUGCUACGUACUAGAAUACUGCCAUGGAUGGUGCGUUGCAGAUAUCUCGACACGAAUUCGCAAGCUGAAGCCAGUGAAUUCCAAGCCGGCGACAGCGCGAGGAGCCUGCCGGUGUGCCGCCACACGUUCCACCUGCCGUGCAUCGACGGCUGGCUGCUCCGGCACGCCUCCUGCCCAUUGUGCCGGCGAUCGGUCUAGGCCGUCCGUUCCUCUCUGCAUGACAGUGUCCUACUCAAGGAUAACCGCCCGUAAGAGCUGGCAAAAGAUAGCCGUUCCUGCCUACUGAAGUACGCACACUGGCAGCGUGAAUUUUCUGUAGCUCAUCAGUGAAAAGAUGGGCGUUUUGCCGUUCUGUAACAUUUUUCCCACAAGGUUAACAAAUGCAGUACCUGUCCAGUGCACAUUGGCACAUGGCGAUGA
Sorghum bicolor (sorghum) is the source of this 1524-nucleotide messenger RNA. Its product is annotated as NEP1-interacting protein-like 1. NCBI's taxonomy places the organism in Eukaryota, Viridiplantae, Streptophyta, Magnoliopsida, Poales, Poaceae. The coding region runs from base 107 to 1390 and encodes 427 amino acids. The record is from RefSeq and is a predicted model, not a curated record. The transcript has 5 exons.